AUCCGGGCGGGCGGCGGCGUGAGCGCGCCCGCGCGGCCCCGCGGCACUAGGUGACAGCUCAGAUGUGUCCACGUCAACACUGAGCGGAGCCGCGAUGGAUCCCGCAUCUCUGGAGCCCAGCUUGUACACGGUGAAAGCCGUUUUCAUUCUUGACAAUGAUGGCAACAGACUUCUGGCAAAGUACUAUGACCCUGAGCUCUACCCCUCCAUGAAAGAACAGAAGAACUUUGAGAGGAACGUUUUCAACAAGACACACAAAGCAGACAAUGAGAUAGCCUUCCUGGAGGGAAUGACCAUCGUGUACAAGAGCAGUAUCGAUAUCUUCUUCUACGUGGUUGGCAGUGUGCAGGAGAACGAGUUGAUGCUGAUGUCAGUGCUGAAUUGCCUGUUUGAAUCUCUCAGUCAGAUCCUCAGGAAGAAUGUGGAGCGGAGGUGUUUACUAGACAACAUGGAGGGAGUGUUCCUGGUGGUGGACGAAAUCAUCGAUGGAGGGGUGAUCUUGGAGAGUGACCCGCAGCAGGUCCUACAGAAGGUCAACUACAAGGCAGAUGAGAAUCCGUUAUCUGAACAGAGCGUAGCCCAGGUUCUACAGUCGGCCAAAGAGCAGAUCAAGUGGUCCAUACUGAAAUGAGCUGUACUGGAUCGGACCGGAUCAGACCAGAAUGUUUGAGUUUUCGAGUGGCCUGCGCUCGUUCUUCUUACACUCAUCAACAAAACACAGGAACUUUUCUAACAGCAGCAAGCUCGCGACUCUUUGUUUUGGUUCAUUUAUUUCUCUUUUUUUUUCUUGGAAUUUUCCCUUUUUCUCCCCGGUUGUAUCCAGCCAGUUACUCCACUCUUCCGAGCCGUCCCGGUCUCUGCUCCACCCCUUCUGCCGAUCCGGGGAGGGCUGCAGACUACCACAUGCCUCCUCCCAUACAUGUGGAGUCACCAGCCGAUAUUCCCCCCAGUUCCCCCUCCCCCCUGAACAGGCGCCCCAACUCACCAGAGGAGGCACUAGUGCAGCGACCAGGUCACAUACCCACAUCCGGCUUCCCACCUGCAGACACGGCCACCUGUGUCUGUGGGAACGCCCGACCAAGCCGGACGCGACACGGGGUUUGUUUCUUUCUGUACUUGCCUGUAAGAGACUUGAGGGGCGCUGGUGUGGGUCUGAAGUGAUGUUCUGUGUCGUGGCGAGCUGGCGUGGAAGAAUGAGUGGAGAGGCAGAGCUCUCUUUAAUGGCAAGCCCCGUACACCGCACGACCCCGGGAGUGCUCUUUUAUUUACACACCAACAGAACAGACAACAAACAACACAACGAUGUCCCCGCCGAUGUCACAACUGACGACAUCGGUCCAAGUCACGGUCCUAAGGUCAGCAGUCAGUAACAGUCCUCUACCCAGUCUGAGGCAAGCCCCCAGACAAACAAGUCAAGUCACUUUUAUUUGUAUAGCCCAGUAUCACAAAUUACAAAUUUGCCUCAACACAACAUCCCGUCCUGAGACCCUCGCAUCAGCUGAGGAGCAAGUCAAUAACCACAACACGAACACAGCUUUUAAACAUAAAUCAUAACAAGUUCAGUAACACCAACAGUCCCACGAGCCCCUGCACUCCCCCAGCACGGAGCUGCCACCAGUCCGAGCCACCACCUCCUCCGGUCACCACAACAUGAAGACCGUCCGUGGGCUUUUCAGAAGAGAUGGGGGGGGGGAUUUUAACGAGCCAGUAGCUUUUAAAAACUAACUGGAUGGGUUGUGGAGAUGUAUUUCCCAUG
Messenger RNA from Lampris incognitus (smalleye Pacific opah), 1756 nucleotides. It is a transcript of the gene copz2, whose product is annotated as COPI coat complex subunit zeta 2. The record is from RefSeq and is a predicted model, not a curated record. The coding region runs from base 95 to 631 and encodes 178 amino acids. Gene Ontology annotation, biological process: intra-Golgi vesicle-mediated transport; retrograde vesicle-mediated transport, Golgi to endoplasmic reticulum; intracellular protein transport. Gene Ontology annotation, cellular component: COPI vesicle coat. NCBI's taxonomy places the organism in Eukaryota, Metazoa, Chordata, Actinopteri, Lampriformes, Lampridae. The transcript has 9 exons.